AUGAAGAUGUCCAGAGAGGAACAGAGCUUGUCGGAUGUCGAGCUCAGUCCAGGUGUGUCGGACGACAGCCGUUCCCGAUCACCUGGUAAUUCCUCUGGUGCCGGUGGAGAUGAGUCACCCCUCCACAGGCAGCAGCUUCUGGCAGUUUUGGAUGACGGUGCAAGGGGCCAUCCCCCUGGUAAAUCUGAUGAUGAAGAUGAGCGCUUCCCAGUGGGGAUCCGCAAGGCGGUCAGCCAGGUGCUCAACUGCUACGACUGGACACUCGUCCCCAUGCCAGUGCGCGUAAACAAUGGGAGCAAGAGCAAACCACACGUCAAGAGACCGAUGAAUGCGUUCAUGGUUUGGGCGCAGGCAGCGCGGAGGAAACUGGCAGACCAACACCCACACUUGCAUAACGCAGAGCUCAGCAAGACCCUGGGGAAGCUUUGGAGGCUUCUUAAUGAGAGCGAUAAGCGACCCUUCAUCGAAGAGGCAGAGAGGUUGAGAAAGCAGCACAAGAAGGACUACCCAGACUACAAAUACCAGCCCCGGCGCCGCAAGAACGGAAAGACUGGUUCCGGGUCAGGAAGUGACGGAGACAGCAAUUUGGAGGGUGAGAUCAGGCAUAGACAAUCCAUCUACAAGGGCCUCCAUCUGGAUGUGGUCCACACUGGGGGAGCUGGGUCCGCUCAGGCAGAUGGGCAUCACCAUCAUGCUGCAGGUCACAGCCAUAGUCCUCCUACACCACCAACCACACCCAAGACAGAACUUCAGUCUGGGAAGGCAGGGGAUGGAAAGAGGGAGGCUUUGAGCAACGGGGUCUCCCGUGGCCAAAUGGGAGCAGAGGGUUGUUCAGGUGCCGCAGGGUCUGCAAAGCCUCACAUCGACUUUGGCAGUAUGGACAUCGGUGAGAUAAGCAACGACGUGAUGGCCACCAUGGAGCCUUUUGAUGUCAAUGAGUUUGACCAGUACCUUCCCCCCAAUGGCCAUCCAGGGAUCGGGCAGAGUGCUGGUUCAGGAGCAGCGACGCCCAUAACUACAGCGUCUCAAUAUAGCUACGGCAUCUCCUCAGCUCUGGCAGUGGCCAGUGGACACUCCGCGGCCUGGCUCUGCAAGCAGCAGCCGCAACAACAUCAUGGCUCCGCUCUGAAUUCAGACCCGUCCAAGGCCCAGAUCAAGAGUGAGGCCGGAGGUGCUGGUGCUCACUUUUCUGAGGGGGCUACAGCUGCUUCCCAUGUCACCUACACCCCUCUAAGCCUCCCUCACUAUAGCGCUGCCUUCCCCUCCCUGGCAGCCAGGGCUCAGUUUGCAGAGUAUGCCGACCAGCAGGCCUCAGGGUCCUACUACGCUCACUCUAGCCAAGCAACUGGCUUAUACUCUGCCUUUUCGUACAUGGGGCCCACCCAGAGACCCCUGUACACGACAAUCACUGACCCAUCCAGUGUACCACAGUCCCACAGCCCCACACACUGGGAGCAGCCUGUCUACACUACACUGUCGCGGCCAUGA
This is a messenger RNA of Nerophis lumbriciformis (worm pipefish), 1488 nucleotides long. Lineage: Eukaryota; Metazoa; Chordata; Actinopteri; Syngnathiformes; Syngnathidae. The record is from RefSeq and is a predicted model, not a curated record.